This is a messenger RNA of Topomyia yanbarensis, 1521 nucleotides long. Its product is annotated as probable cytochrome P450 313a4. NCBI's taxonomy places the organism in Eukaryota, Metazoa, Arthropoda, Insecta, Diptera, Culicidae. The transcript is spliced from 6 exons. The coding region runs from base 13 to 1521 and encodes 502 amino acids. The record is from RefSeq and is a predicted model, not a curated record. Gene Ontology annotation, molecular function: heme binding; iron ion binding; monooxygenase activity.
UAGUUCAGAGCCAUGUUGUUGCUAGUGUUGACUUCCGCAAUUUCCAUUCUGAGUGGAUUGCUGUACUGGAUCCAUCGGAGGCAGCAUAGAUUCGCGGAUAAAUGGCCCACGUUGCAGCCAGCCUAUCCCCUGGUCGGAAAUGCACUGCUGAUGGUUGGAAAAACCGACGUGGAGAGAUUUGAUGUGAUAAAACGCGCGUUCCGUUUGUCCGACAGGAUGUCCAAAGCCUGGGCAGGACCAAGACUUUUGCUCAUUACCAGUCAUCCGGAUUUGAUUCAACAGAUUUUAACGAGUCCGGAUUGUUUGGAGAAACCAUUUCUCUACGAGUAUGCCGGGUUCGGUGAAGGACUCUUCACUGCCAAAUAUCACAUUUGGAAGGCAGCACGGAAGCGGCUGAAUCCAUGCUUCAAUCAACGGGUCGUUAACAGUUUUAUUCCCGUGUUUGUGAGGUGUGCCGAGAAGAUGCUGGCCAGUUUGAACGAGUGUGAGGAUGGGGCAACGGUCAAUAUGCAUAAGUAUACGGCCCUCUGUACCGUUGAGAUGGCUUGCGGGACAACCCUUGGAAGAGACAUCCUUGACAGGAAAGGGAAACGGGAGUUCAAACAGGCAUUGGAUAUAGCUUCCGAGCGGGCAUCGAGAAGAAUGAUGACUGUUCAUCUGUAUCCAGAUUUUGUGUAUCGCUUUACGAAGCUCUAUAAGGAGUGUAAUGAGGCCAGGAAGGCUGUCGUCGAUUACUAUACUGAGCUCGUAAUGGAACGUAAGGAAUAUUUGUUGAAAAAGGUUAACAAUAACACUAGUGACUCUGAGGAAGAUGGCACCAGGCCCAAGAUUCUUGUAGAUCAACUGCUGACUACAACCAACGAAGAUGGCAAACCGUACACCAACAAACAAAUUACCGACAAUGUUUAUGCUGCGAUGACUGGGGCAACCGACACUGCCGGUCUGCUGACAGCCUACUCCUGCCUGUUCAUGUCCUUCUAUCCGGAGGUCCAGGAGCGUCUGUACGCCGAAAUAAUCGAACAUUUUCCCAUCGGCACUGAUCUGCUGGAUUUCAGUCCGGAGAACAUUAAAGAGCUCACGUACACCGAAAUGUUCCUGAGCGAGGUGCAACGUCACUGGACGGCGGUGCCACAGAUUGCACGGGAAAACAUAGCCGAAAUUGAGAUCGACGGUGUCAAAGUACCCCCGGGGACCAUUUUUGCAAUGAGUCUGCUGGAGCUGCACAAACGGAAGGACGUCUGGGGGCCGGACGCGGACAAGUUCGAUCCGGAGAACUUUUUGCCGGAACGGGUGAAAGACCGGCAUCAGUUUGGGUACCUGCCGUUCAGCGGUGGUAAUCGAAUUUGCAUCGGCUGGCGCUAUGCGAUAUUUGCUAUGAAGAUAAUCAUGGUGCAUCUGGUGCGAAACUUCAAAUUCAGCUCCAAGAUCAAACCGGAGGAUAUUGUGUUCAAGCACGAUUUGACACUUAAGCUGCCGUUCGAUGUGUUGGUGCAGAUUACGAAACGAAAUGUUGUGAAAUAG